AUGAAUAGAUUCCGCACCAAGAAGAGGGCGAAGGAUGAUGCCGCCUCGUCCACGCCUCGGGCUUCCCAUGAAUCAGAGACUCCUGCCCCAUUUCGUUUGUUCGGCAAGGGGAAAAAGUCACAAGAAGAAGAGCCAAAGAAGGAACUGGACCUCGAAAACGCUCUGCCUCCCAGUGAUGAUUUUCGAACGAGUCUGCUCAUGACAGGGUUAUCAGCACGAUUUUCCAUGCUGAGAGAGCAGGAUGACCCAAACACCAAGAUUGGCAAGGCAAGUGACGAUAGCGUUUUAUUUCCCAAGCGCCAAUCGAGGAUGCUGGACUUUGGCUUUGGCAUCGGUGCAAAUGGAUUAUCAGAUAUCGCCGAGGUCGAAUCAAUCCGAAAAGAAGUACCCUUCUCUCGGAUGGACUCGUACCACUCAGCAGAUGGUAACUCCAUCUCGGGAAGCGUCAUGGACCGAGCCAAGCCAGGAGAGGGCAACAACCUAUUCGGCGGACGCCAGAAAGUGUACAAACUUGGUUCCGGUGCUAUUUCCACCAAGAACCUCGACGGGGGUGGCAUGAGUGGACGAGUAAUCUACGACGACGACGUCUCCAAGUCAGCCUUCCAGAAAUGGAGGCAGAGCGAGAAGUCCAAGCUGUCAUUUGACGACGAUCAAGAGCAGAAGCCCUCAAGCAUCGAUAUUCCCCGCGCCGAAUCACCUCCGCCCUUGGGGUACGACCGUAAGAGAGAAACCAACUCAACAACAUCAUCGACGCCGUCACUGGGACGCAACUCUACAGCAGCCACGUCUGUCAUGUCUCAACCAACAUCGGCAGCAAAGGACUGGCAGUCAAACCCGACCGCACCCAGCUCAGCGACAGGCACUCCCAAUCUUGACCGGAGCGUCACCCGCGCACGACGCCUCUACGAGACGGGUCUCAACCAUGAGCUCCAAGAACAACAAUCUUCAGCUCUUUCGCGAAUGGACACUCUAUCCCGGCAGCGAACACUCGGCAGUAAGACUCCUGAUCUCCAAAACGGACCUUCUCCGACGAGCAGCCUCUUCAGCGACCGGUUCGGCAACGAUAGGAGAAUCUUGGCAAAGGGAAGCGCCCCAAACUUGCGAUCCGUGAGUCCACCAACCAUGGGAUCACCGAUCGCCCCGAUGGAUCUGGGUAUCAAUGUGCCUUCGAACUCGGAACCCAAGUCCUCUUUUGGAGGUGCACCACCUUUGAGCCCCCCCAUUAGCGAAGGGGAGGAAAGCUCUAUCCUACCUAGCGAUAGGGGCAAAGCUACCGCCAUGGGCCUGUUCCAGAAGCCGCUUCACUCUUAUGACGAGUCGAGAUAUGCUCAGAGACAGCUCCAACUCCAGCAAGGCCGAGAGACGCCUACCAACAUGUUCCGCACUGAGUCUAACGCUUCUCAAACCACCGGCCGGUCCCGUUCAUCUUCGUCGGCUCAGAGGCUGCCGGCGGAGAAAUCUGAGCCGAUUAUUCGAACCGAGCCGACUGUGAAGGAAGAAGAGGCUGGACUGAGCUUCUAUGACGAUUCGCUUUCUCCGCAAGACGGCACGACCAACCCAGCUGCCGCAUUCUACAGCACUACAAGGCGGCCAGCUGAUCGCGACCAUCCCGCACUCAGGGACUUUGCCGUGCCGACGCCACUUUCUUUGAGCACUGGCGCUUCGGUGGAGCCAUCGCCUGUGUCCGAUCAACCUUUUACUGCUGUGUCCGCAGAGACGACAAGCUCACCACUAGACUCUCCAACGCUUCCAUCAUCCGCAGGCCUAAGCGGAAUGGUCCGCCAGCAUCUGAGGACUGAUAGUGCCAAUUCAUCCAUUUACGGCUCAGCACCGCAAACCUCCAAUUAUGCUUCUAGGUUCCCUUUCGACCCGUAUGAUUCGAAAUCUCUGGCCGACAUGGGAGUUAUGGCCAACCCUUGGGAACUUCAGUCCCCAGACUGGAGAAAUUCGACAUUCAACGAGAAGGAACAAGCGCCUAUCAAGCCGAAGGAACCGGCAGCUCCUGAGCCCAGCCCUCAGCCUCGACAAACGCUGCCGUCGGAGAAUCAGCCAAUCUCGGAGCGCAACACUGGAUCGAGCACAGAGAUGGAAAAAGAACAUGACGAGUUCGCCAACCAACUCGCUGACCGUGCGCGCCGGGUUCGUGAGAGGCUCACGUCGUAUGUCGAGUCGGACCGCGACAGCAGGUCCCUGUCACCUCACCCCGUCGAGCGCAUCAGAGAGCCAUCGUUGCCCCGCCCGAAUCCAUUGGGCAUUUUGAGACAGAAGACUAGCCGCGGCUCUUUGAUCGAUCGCAACCGCGAGAACCGCGUCGACAGCCAGCACUCCAAGGCUAUCAAGAUGCUUGGCCUGGCAACUUCAACCAUCAGCAGCGCUCCAAGCUCGAACAAGUCAAGCUUCGAAGAGAAGGAACCUCAGUCCACUGCUCACGAAGAACGUGAGAAGCCAGCAUUCCCCAGGGCUGAGACGGCCCCGGUCCUUCCCACGCAUGAACCGGAGAAGGACAAGGAGGACGAGUCAAUGCACGCUGGACUCCAAGCAUUUAGGCAAGCCAGGCGGCGGUUGAUGGAGGCCCAGAAGAGCCCGUCGAAUGUCCCUAUCAUGCCCGGUCAGGCGCCUGGCUCCGUCUCCGUUCCGAUGGUUGGCCCACCCGCAUCCAGGACCGCCCCCAACCGUGAGCGCACUCCCGGCCCGAGAUCACCGUCUCGCGAGCGCCGACCGCCUCCUGUCACCUACCAGCAGCGGGCACCUAGUGAGGAGCCACAGCCUAGCAACGGCCCUGGCCGAGUGCCGUCGCGCCCUCCUUCUCGGACUGAGCGGGUAGAACGUGACCGCAGCGGCUCUGAGGCUAGCAGCGGCGGCGACAGGCCUCACCGUCCUCCGCGCCUGCGUACCGGGACCGCCUCAUCACCUCACGAAGAGCGCGGAAUGGCGCCCCCUCAAGGGAGACCUCCAAUGCUGAACUCGCCAGGCCUCCCUGGCACUAACAUUCGUCGGUCUCCAAUCAUGCCUCCUCAGCCUUACCCGGUUGGAGCAUCCCAAGGAAAGCCUCUUGAUCGGUCUGCUUCCCAGGGCAACCUGGCUGUUCAGUACCGCCGUCGGGGCCCUGAUUCCGGCCAGCCCUCGCCCAUCUCCCCAAUGGCUCCUAUCCCUUCGCCGUCAAUUCCCGUCAGCCAGUCUACACCCGCUUUCGUUCCCUCCCGACGACCAUCCGCACCUCCUGUGCCAUCGCCCAACUCGGAAACUGCACUUGUCAGCCGCCUUGACGAGUCUAUGAAGAGGGUUGUCAGGAAGAAGGACAUCUCUGAGCCGACUUUUGUCUCCUCUACCUCCCGCGUUCCAACCGUGGCUCUCCCCGAGACGUCGGAGUCCCGUUCUAGAAGCGGUUCUAGGACGCGAUCCGGUAGCAUCCUGGGUGCCACCGCCUCAACGCCAAACCUUCAUGCCAGCGCGCACGCCAACAUUAACGCUCCGCCUGUACCUCCAAUCAACCCUAAGCGCCGCAACAUGAUCGGUUCGAUGAUGGGUCGCAGAGGAGAGGAGGACAUGGGCGCAAGUUCUCUUCACCUGCCCUUUUCACCGCCACCGAUCCCUAGCGAAUACGGCGGUGACAGCCACAGUGCAUUCUCCGUGAGCGACGAAGAGGACGGUCCCGGGUCUCAGCGGCGCCGACUUCGAAAGACCAUUAGCGAAGCCAACGGCAUGAACAUGCGUGCUCGGCUUACCCGGGGUAACAGCCCACCGAACAUGCCUGGACCCACGGCCAUGACAGGGGGCUUGAACAACGGAAACAUGCCUGGUGGCAUGAUUUAA
This is a messenger RNA of Colletotrichum orchidophilum, 3813 nucleotides long. RefSeq lists its product as uncharacterized. The transcript has a single exon. The record is from RefSeq and is a predicted model, not a curated record. Bases 1 to 3813 code for a protein of 1270 amino acids. NCBI's taxonomy places the organism in Eukaryota, Fungi, Ascomycota, Sordariomycetes, Glomerellales, Glomerellaceae.